UGGCGUCAAAAUGGCCGCCUAGUUGUCACAACAGAAACAGGGAACAUGUGAAGACGAUACUUUUAAUAUUUACGAAAUGGCAGUAACUGAUUCCUGUCCAGCUUUUUCAGCGUUUGAGAAACAAUUGAAGACGCUUUGUCUCAGGGAAUUUCCUUGUGGAUUAGGCACAUGGAGACGAUCUCAACGCAAGACAGAAUCAUUGCCGAGGAAGAAAACUUUGCCUAAAAGAAGCAUUAAUCCAGUAUCUGUUUCCUCUGAUAAACUUGAUUCACAGUUCGCCAUAACAUUGAAAGAUUAUGGCGCCAAUCAUGAGAAGAUGGAGACUCUAGAGGAAUAUGUUGGAUCCAGAUUCUCCCCAUGGCACCUCGACUACAGCUGGUCGCAGGAAGCACGCGAACUCCGUGAGAUCGCUGUCAAAUCCCCCUGGCUGAUUGAUGAUAGCUUUGUUCUCAACUACUUCAAGACACUUCGAAUUGUAGACAAAAAUGUAACAGAGGUAGAUGAAGAUUUGUUAAAGUUCAAGAAUCUAGAAGAAUUGACUUUAAGUGCAAAUCAUAUCAAGAACAUCGGCUCCAAGAACCUCCCAGAGUCACUGAAGGUGUUGGAGCUGUGUGCUAAUGAAAUCAGUGACAUAUCUGCACUGUGCAUCAACCCCCCACUCCUGACUCACCUUGGACUGGGCCACAACAACAUAGCCUUCAUAGGGGACUACAUCACUGGCGACUACUGGCCAUGUCUUCUGUCGCUGGACCUCAGUCACAAUGACCUCAGUGACCUGUUAGAUGUUGUUCGGAAACUAGGCACACUGCCCAAGCUCCGCAACCUCAUAUUACAAGGCAACCCACUGUCGUUGAUACCCGGUUACCGUGGUUACACAAUUGACUCGCUGAGGAAGUUGAGCAUCUUGGAUGAUAUCAGGAUAUCAGCAGAUGAGAAGCAUCAUUUCAAGGGGUUGGCAAGACGGAGAGAGUAUGUACUGGAUGAAGCUAAGGUCACCAUAGAAGUGUCCCAGAUGACCGGUGUACCUCUACCUGAAGAACUUAAGAACCCAGAGGAGCAGCCUGAGUUCCCCAUCAUAGAGAGGAAGUACUACGUGGAGUUCAUGUUCCUUGAGGAUUCUGGCUCCAAGGCAGAGGUGUUGCAUGUCCCAGAUGAUGUCACCGAGUUGCCCCUCUUGCCGGGGACAGAUGGGCGUCACCUGGGAGCUUCCCCCGACUUGUCUGACCUUGGUGUUGGGUCACAAGGUGACAGGUCAAACUUCAGCCAGCAGGAGAAGAGUGUCUGCUUCACCAGUAAACCUGAUCUUGAGACAGUGCAAGAACUGACAGCGAUGCCUUUUUCGGUACUUGGGGGAGAGUCUCUGGCCGAUGACUUCAUGGAGGAGGAACCGGGGCACAUCCAGCUGCUCCAGCGCCAGAUGAGACUCGGUCCACUGAGAUCACCAGGCCAGGCUUGGGCCGAGGAGAUAGAGGUGAACUGGUCCAGCACACAGGUCAGGGAUGACCUGCACAAUCUGCGGGACUUCUUCACCCAGGGCAUGGAGUUCUCGGUGGUGGAGCAAAUGGUGCAGUGCUUCCCCCUGGAGGAGGAGGAUGGGGACCGGGCCAGUGUGGCUGGGUCAGUGAAGAAGGGCAAGGACGACAAGAAUGCCAAGGGAGAUAAGAAGGGCAAGCCUGAGCCCAAGAAAGAGGACAAAAAGAAGAAGAAGAAAGAGCCGGAGGUUGAGUUGAGGCGGACAGAGCCCCAGCUGACCACUCUGGCCACGUUCCACGUCCACUUGGACGACUUCCUGGAGGGGGACUUCGAGAUGGUGUCAGUGUUCUCGCAGGGGGGCGUGGAAACAGCAGCAUCAACAGUCUGCACAGAAUCCCCUGAAGUUGGCAGAAAGGAGAAUAAGAAGGACAAGGAUCUCAAAGACAAGAAGGCCACAAAGUCGCCCUCACCAAUCAAGAAGGACAAAGGAAAAGAUGCAGGGAAAGCAGGGGGCAAGGUCAAGGACGCCGAUAAGAAAGAUGGUGGCAAGAAGGGCAAGGCUACAGCUCCCACCCCACCAGUAGAGGAGGGAGAGGAUGUCCCCCCUCCCCCCCUAGAGGUGCAUGUGUCGGUGAGGCUGCACCACUGGAAGACGGCCAUGGACUCCCUGAAGGAGGAGGAGGAGCAGAGAGACAAGGAACAGGACUAGACCAACAUGGCCGACACCUCCAGGCUCAAAUUGUAUACCUUUAUCUUUUGUACAAAAUGAUUCGAUUUUGAAGGUUCCACUGAAGAUAUGUUGUCAAGUGGGCAAAUGAAAGCCUUGAGAGAAGUAUGGUGAUUAAUUUUUGACAAAUAUUUUUUUGCCAUUAACUUUUAGAAAAACUUACCAUGAGUUUGUACAAUGUUGUAGGCUUCAAUUGUCUGGUUACCAGUGGUAAUGUUUGAAGCAGAAGAUGCCUUAAUGUGUGCCUUUGUGUAUAAUUGUAUAAAUAUUAACAGGCAGAGGUUUUUUAUGCACAAUAUUGCACCACCAA
Haliotis rufescens (red abalone) is the source of this 2510-nucleotide messenger RNA. RefSeq names its product leucine-rich repeat-containing protein 43-like. The coding region runs from base 77 to 2182 and encodes 701 amino acids. The transcript is spliced from 15 exons. Lineage: Eukaryota; Metazoa; Mollusca; Gastropoda; Lepetellida; Haliotidae. The record is from RefSeq and is a predicted model, not a curated record. Gene Ontology annotation, molecular function: protein binding.